AUGGUCUCCAUGGAAGUCAUUGCUUCGUCACCUCUUCAUCUGGCUCUGCUCCAUGUUGUAUUCUACAGUAACCUCCAGACCCUGGUGGAGUAUGGAGCAAAUGUCACUAUGCAGAACCACGCUGGGGAAAAGCCCUCCCAGAGUGCUGAACGGCAUGGGCAUACCCUGUGCUCGAGGUACCUAGUGGUAGUGGAAACCUGCAUGUCACUGGCCUCACAAGUGGUAAAGUUGACCAAGCAGCUAAAAGAGCAAACAGUAGAGCAUGUCACAUUGCAGAACCAACUCCAGCAACUUCUAGAAGCCCAAAAAUCAGAGGGCAAAUCACUUCCUUCCUCACCCAGUUCACCCUCAUCACCAGCUUCUAGAAAGUCCCAGUGGAAAAUUCUAGAUGCAGAUGAUGAGGCUACAGGCAAGAGCAAACCCGGAGCCCAGGAGGGAAUACAAGUUCUUGGAAGCUUGUCAGCAUCCAGCAGGGCUAGAACCAAAGGAAAAGAUGAAGACUCUGAUAAAAUCCUACGUCAGUUAUUGGGGAAAGAAAUCUCAGAGAAUGUCUGCAACCAGGAAAAGCUGUCAUUGGAAUUCCAGGAUGCUCAGGCAUCCUCUAGGAAUUCGAAAAAGAUACCUCUAGAGAAGAGGGAGCUGAAGCUAGCCAGGCUGAGGCAGCUGAUGCAGCGAUCAUUGAGCGAGUCUGAUACAGACUCAAACAAUUCUGAAGACCCCAAAAAUACUCCUGUGAGAAGAGCAGACAGACCCAGGCCACAGCCCAUUGUGGAGAGUGUGGAGAAUAUGGACAGCACGGAAAGCUUACACCUGAUGAUAAAGAAACACUCCCUGGCAUCAGGACGCAGGUUUCCUUUCAGUACGAAGGCCUCCAAAUCCUUGGAUGGGCACAGCCCAUCUCCUACUUCAGAGAGCAGUGAACCAGACUUGGACUCCCAUUGUCCAGGUUUGGGGAUGACUUCUCCAACUCAGCCUUCUGCAGACCCCAGUCAGUCCAGUCCUGACAGCUCCACUGCCCAGAAAGUUGCCACAAGCCCCAAGAGUGCCCUCAAGUCUCCAUCAUCCAAGCGCCGGACAUCCCAAAACUCAAAACUCAGAGUUACCUUUGAGGAGCCUGUUGUGCAAGUGGAGCAAACUAGCCUUGAACUAAAUGGAGAAAAAGACAAAGAUAGAGUCAGGGCCCCCCAGAGGACUAGUGAAUCAGGGGAACAAAUGAAAAGGCCUUUUGGAACCUUCCGAUCCAUCAUGGAAACUUUAAGUGGUAAUCAAAACAACAAUAAUAACUACCAGCCAGCCAACCAGCUGAAGACCUGCACACUGCCCUUAACAUCACUUGGAAGGAAGACAGCAGAUACCAAGGGAAACCCUGUGAGCCCUGGUAGCAAAGGGAAGAAUAAGGCAAUAAUUCUUCAUUGCACUUCUCGCUGUAUCUAUCUUCCCUCUAAUGUGCUGGUUGAGGAGCAUCUGCGUGACUAUGCACGGCGUAAUGACAUCAAUCGAAACACGAAGAAAACCUACAGCAGAAAGCACAUUGCUGAGCCAGAAUCAAAGGAACUCUUCUUAUAGAUAUCUCUUUUUAUUAGUCCUAUGCAUGCCCUCUGGACACCAUUGGGAGUUCCUGGAGAUGAUCCACUGUGGCAAUAAGACCACAAAAACAGCACCUCACCAGCAGAGCAGGAUAUCUGGAUGCCUUAAAUUUAUAACCUAAGACUUGUUAUAAGAUACACUUCGGACCCUAUCAAUAUAUAGAACUUGUUUGUUUUUUAAGAUGUUACUUGAAAAACAUGAUUUGGCAAUGUAUGCAUUGAAGCAUUUGAUGUUUGGUUGACUCAACCUUCUCAAAGCACAUCCACCAGGCUCUGACACCUUUGGUGUUUUGUCAAUUGCAUGAGGAUUUGCUAGUGUUGAUUGAUAUUUCUUGAUAUUUCCUUCCUCUGUAACAAGGGCAGCUUUGGCUCAGCUCAGUGAGGCUAGGUCCCUGGUAUUAUUUUAUGUCAAGAAUGUUUUUCUGUCAUUUCUACUUUUUUAAUAAAGAAACUUAAAUAUUGUUAAUAGUCACGUCUGAGCACAGGGCCUCAACUUCCUACUAAAUCUGUGAUGUCCUGAUUUUUAAAAGGUUCUGGAAGUAUUUUAAUUGCUGACACUUAAUAUCAAGAACAA
Messenger RNA from Cricetulus griseus (Chinese hamster), 2160 nucleotides. Lineage: Eukaryota; Metazoa; Chordata; Mammalia; Rodentia; Cricetidae. The record is from RefSeq and is a predicted model, not a curated record.